Messenger RNA from Racocetra fulgida, 1181 nucleotides. Lineage: Eukaryota; Fungi; Glomeromycota; Glomeromycetes; Diversisporales; Gigasporaceae. The record is from the annotation of a GenBank genome assembly.
UAGCCAGUAGUUUUAUUGGUAAAUACUUUAAACUUGAAAACAGUGGUGUUCCUAAUGCUCGCAAUACUCAAUUUACCACUGAACUUCGUGCUGGAUUGUCAACCUUCGUUACUAUGGCCUAUAUCAUAUCCGUUAAUGCAUUAAUCACUACUGAAUCAGAUUUAUGUGUCAAUGAUCCUGAUUAUUUAUCCUGUAAAACAAUAGUGCAGAGAGAUUUAAUUACUGCGACGGCUGCAGUUUCAUGUAUAGCGACCGCUAUUAUGGGAAUCUUUGCCAAUUUACCAUUAGCUCUUGCUCCAGGGAUGGGCAUUAAUGCCUAUUUCACUUAUGCUGUGGUUGGCUUUCAUGGUUCGGGUAAAAUUGCGUAUGAAACUGCUGUUGCCGCUGUAUUCGUUGAAGGCCUUGUCUUUCUCUUCUUAUCUGUAUUUGGUAUUUGUCAAUUGUUUGCAAAGCUUAUCCCCAUGUCCAUAAAAAUUGCAACUGGUGCUGGUAUCGGUUUCUUUCUCGCCUUUAUUGGAUUACAAAGAAGUGCUGGCAUUGCUUUAAUAAGCAAUAAUCCUUCUACAGUAGUGACUCUUGGAGGUUGUCCUGACCAAUAUUAUAAUAAAACUACUGGCAUUUGUACUAGUCACCAUAUGGAAAAUCCAACUACUUGGCUAGGGAUUUUAGACAAAUAUUGGGAAAUUGUUCUUCACAGGGAUGAUGGUAAUGCUCGAUUUAAUUUUUUUAAAAAUGUCGUUGGUUUUCAUGUCAUAGAAAACCCAGAUGUCUGGCUAGUUCUAAUAACAUCUCUAUAUGUUGACAUACUGGAUACGACUGGCACAUUCUAUUCAAUGGCCAAAUUUGGCAGUUAUUUAAAUGAAGCUGGCAAUUUUGAAGGUUCUAAUGCCGCAUUUAUAAGUAGUGCUUCUUCAAUUUCAAUUGGUGCUAUUUUUGGCACAUCUUCUGUCAUUACAGUUAUUGAAUCAGGUUCUGGAAUUGCUGAAGGUGGUCGAACUGGAAUUACUUCUCUUACUGUAUCAUUCUUCUUUUUUAUUUCGUUAUUUUUUGCACCUAUUUUUGUUAGCAUACCUCCGUGGGCUUCUGGUCCUGUCUUAAUAAUUACCGGUUCUAUGAUGGCAAAAAGUACUAAAGAUAUUAAUUGGAAGUAUAUUGGUGAUUCUGUACCUAGUUUCCUGUAA